AUGAUUCGCCGCGCGGAAAUGUACAAACAGGACAAGCAAGACCGCGAAAGCGCCAUCUUGUUCUAUGUGGGUCUUAUGCUGCAGGUGGCCUUGAACCCACUCUGUGACAUGGCCGGCUAUGCUUUGGCGCCGGCCACGGUGAUUGCGCCGGUGACGGGAAUGGACAUCGUCUGGAACACGGUGAUCGCUCCGUGCUCUUUGGGUGAGAAGCUGACCUCGCGGAGGCUGCUCAGCACCUGCAUGAUCUUCUUCGCGGCAACCGCUUCGGUGCUUUUCAGGCCGAUCAAGCAGGUCGAGUGGACGACCGAGUAUGUGGAGACAGUGUUGCUGCAGAACCGCACCCUCUUCUAUGGCCUUUGCUUUUUGGCUUGGUUUUUGUGGAACGUGACAAUCCAAACGCGCUACGAACGGGGGUCUCCAAUCCGGGGCUUCUCGCUCGGAGCGACCGCAGGCUCCCUCGCUGGUAACAUGUGGUGCACGAAGAUCACAGCAACACUUGCAGGGCAAUGCGUCGAAGGGAACUGCGAUGCCUGGGACCAUUGGGUCUCCUGGGCGUGUCUCGCUGGAGCCAUUUUCUUUUCUACCAGCAACCUCUAUUACAUCUCAAGAGGCAUGCAGCAGCACGAGGCUUUGUUCAUGGUGACGGUGUACAUGGGCUCGAACAUCGCCACCAACAGCUUGAGCGCCAUCCUGGUGCUAUCAGAGAUGGACAACGCUCCGUGGUGGAAGUUCGCCGGUUAUAUCGCCUGCAUUCUCUUCAUGAUGGUGGGCAUGGUUUUGCUCACCUCCGGCGAGAAGGACCCUGAGGCACGCGAAUUGGAGUGCUCGCCCUGCGUGGAGCUGGCCGAGGCUUCGAUGCAGGGCCACAGCACUAGCGUGCAACUGAGGCCCACACCCAGGCACGACUGCACAUCUUCCGUGCUCCGAGACAUUCGGCGUGCUGCUCAGGAGCGCCGAUGGCAUCUGAGCCUGUUCGCUUCUCAUUGCUACUGGCUCGGUUCACCAACCAGAUCAAAAAUAAGGCUAUGUAAUGAUUACACCUGUGCAACACUGCCCUCUGCAAUGCUUCGAGGGCGUCGUGGGCCUUUCUCGGCCCAGUCUGUGUCCCUGCUCGAGAUUCGUUUUCCUCGAGCACCACUGCCUGCGGCACGCGUCUUUCUUGUCGGGCAAAGCCCCUCGAGGAAGCACUAUUUGUACACUCAUGUGAGAGGCAUGUGA
Symbiodinium sp. CCMP2456 is the source of this 1218-nucleotide messenger RNA. The record is from the annotation of a GenBank genome assembly. NCBI's taxonomy places the organism in Eukaryota, Dinophyceae, Suessiales, Symbiodiniaceae.